CAAACAAAGAUAUGAGGAUCUUCACAAAGCUCUCUGCACCAGUCUGCCUCCUUUUCUUCUUCCUCUGUCUUAAAACUGCCUUCUCAUCCUCUAUGCAUGCUUCUUCCUUCUCAACAACGCAUCUCUGCUCUCAUGAGGAGGCUCUUGCUUUGCUGCAAUUCAAGACAUCCUUCUCCAUCGAUUACACUGUUCCGUAUCCAAAUUAUCUAGAUUAUUGUGUGGAUCAGUUUUAUACCAAACCUAAUUAUUCUAAGAUUGAGUCAUGGAAGGAAGGUAUAGAUUGUUGUUCUUGGGAUGGGGUUAGCUGUGAUAAUGUCACAGGCCAUGUAAUUGCCCUUAAUCUCACCUGCAGUCACCUUUCUGGCACCUUUCCUUCCAACAGCACUCUUUUUCUCCUCAAAAACCUGCAGAGCCUCAAUCUUGCUUUCAAUGAUUUUAGGCUUUCCAAGAUUCCACCAGAAAUCAGUCAGGUUACUAGACUAAAGCAUCUUGAUAUCUCUGAUUCUCGAUUUUCGGGCCAUGUUCCGGGAGAAAUUGCUCACCUCCCCAAUGAGGUGAGAGAACUUGUGCUUCGUGAAGCGAACAUGAUAUCUGUUAAUCCUCGUUUCUUCAUGAAUCUCUCUUCUUCAUUGACUACUCUUAAUCUUUUCGAGAGUGCGUUAAGAGGAAACUUUCCAAACAGUAUUUUUCGCUUUCCAAAUCUCAAGAGAUUUAGUUUAGGUGGAGAGGGAACCCUCACUAUUGAUCUUCCAAGUUCCAAUUGGAGCAGUCCUCUCCAACAGUUGUAUUUAUGUGAUAUGGAUUGCGGAAGGCGAUUGCCAGAGUCUAUAGGAGAUCUUAAGUCAUUACAGUAUCUGGGUCUUUACUGCUACUUGGAAGGUUCCAUUCCAGCUUCCAUAGGUAACUUAGGGCAACUUACUAUCCUAGACCUCUCUUCUAACCAUCUUAGCGGACAAAUCCCAUCAUCACUUGCAAACCUCACCCAACUUACCUCUCUUGACCUUUCCUAUAAUCAGUUUUCUGGUCCCAUUCCAGCUUCCAUAGGUAACUUAAGGCAACUUACUAGCCUACUGCUCUAUUCUAACAAUCUUAGCGGACAAAUCCCAUCAUCACUUGCAAACCUCACCCAACUUACCUCUCUUGACCUUUCCAAUAAGCAGUUUUCUGGUCCCAUUCCGGCUUCCAUAGGUAACUUACGGCAACUUACUACCCUAUACCUCUAUUCUAACAAUCUUAGCGGACAAAUCCCACCAUCACUUGCAAACCUCACCCAACUUACCUCUAUUGACCUUUCCUAUAAUCAGUUUUCAGGUCCCAUUCCUUUUCAUGCUAUUAGGUUUUCCAAACUAAGCCAGCUAGACUUAUCUUAUAACUUACUUAAUGGCACGUUGCCACCUUGGAUUUUCACCCUACCUUUGUUAGAGCAGUUGUAUCUCAAUCAUAACCAAUUUCAAGGUCAAAUAAAUCAAUUCCAGCAAAACUCACUCACAUACCUAGUAGAAGCUGACAUGUUCUCGGCACUUCAAAAUCUGGAAACCAUCUUUCUUUCAGACAAUAAUUUGUCCUUGAGAAUGAAUGUCAAUGCCAACUUCACAUUACCCAAAUUAACUCAUGUUUCCUUUUCUUCUUGUAACUUGAGUGAAUUCCCCAAUUUCAUAAGACAUUCAAAUGGUCUGCAAAGCCUAGUGCUAUCCAAAAAUAGCAUUCAUGGAAAUAUUCCCGAAUGGAUAUGUGAAAAGGAUGAUCUCAACAUUCUUGACCUUUCUCAUAACAAUUUAAUCGGGAAGAUUCCAAAUUGUCUUCUUAAGUCUCUCUCAGUGUUGAAUUUGCAGGCCAAUUACUUCGGUGGAAAUGUACCAUUUGGGCCUCCAGAGGGCUGUGGAUUACGAAACCUCAACUUACAUGGAAAUCAAAUGGACGGGCUAUUACCAAGGUCUUUGGUGAAUUGUAGCAUGUUAGAGGUUCUAGACGUUGGCAACAACAACAUAGAGGAUACAUUUCCUCAUUGGUUGGAAUCUCUACCAGACCUUCAAGUGCUUGUCUUAAGCUAUAACUAUUGUGGGGUUGUCAAUCGACCCUCUUCAUUUCCAUCCAAGUGUUCCUCUUUUGUGCAACACAAUCGAAAUUUGAAAUUCUCAAUAAGAUUAUCAUCCAAAAGUAAUCACUUCCCAUGUUGUGUAGUCUCCAGCUGUUUCAAUCCGUCCAUUUUGGUGGAAUUUACAGUUCAUUUGAGAUCGUUAAGCGUAGAAAGCAAUGAUCUGGGUGGUGACCAAGGUGAGGUUUUAGGCCUGGAUUUGGAGUCUCUGAAGAUUUUGCUGAAGCGGGGAGUCUAUAUUGGGGCAAUGCUUUAUUGUCUUUCGGUUUUCGCAUGCAAGAGAGUGCUCGCGAUGGAGGGAGUGGUGAAUGUAGGGUACGGAGUGAUUGAGCAGUGGGCAUUGUUGUUGAGGAAUGCGUGGCCUAAGGUUUCUAUGGUUCCUAAGAUUUUCAAAGAGCAAGGUGUGAUUUUGACUGCACUUUUAGGUCUAUCUGCAUUCUUCUCAAUGGCAGAGCCUUCUAUAACUACAACUCUGGCCAUGGAAGUUUUGCGUUCUUGGUUUGAAGAUUGAUAGCUUCUUAUAAUUAGUGAAUAGCAAUUGAAAUCUAAGUUUUAGUAUGGAAACAUGAACAAAGUUGAAAAAGAUAAAUAUAUGAAGUUGAAGAACAUUCAUAGUUAUUGAUUGUUAGUGUUUCAGUAAUUUUGUGUUAUGGCUUAGAUAAAUAUAUGAAGUUUGUGCCUUGUUUGCCUCUUUUUGUGCUCGUAUGUAACUCAUUGUGAAUUUGUAGUAAUUAGAGUAAAGGGCUUAAAUUUGUUUUAGGAUAAAUCUCUUUAAGUUAGCUCCUGUGUUGUAGAGUUCCUUGUUACAAAGUUUUGUACUUCCUUUGUAAACAAUAAAGGAAGAAUGAAUAAGAAAUCAUGUUGGGUAACUCUAAUAGACUCCAGAAUGAUCA
Rubroshorea leprosula is the source of this 2988-nucleotide messenger RNA. NCBI's taxonomy places the organism in Eukaryota, Viridiplantae, Streptophyta, Magnoliopsida, Malvales, Dipterocarpaceae. The record is from the annotation of a GenBank genome assembly.